Messenger RNA from Triticum urartu, 864 nucleotides. RefSeq lists its product as uncharacterized. NCBI's taxonomy places the organism in Eukaryota, Viridiplantae, Streptophyta, Magnoliopsida, Poales, Poaceae. Gene Ontology annotation, cellular component: preribosome, large subunit precursor; nucleolus. Gene Ontology annotation, biological process: maturation of 5.8S rRNA; maturation of LSU-rRNA. The record is from RefSeq and is a predicted model, not a curated record.
AUGAGCGACGAGGUGAUAUGGCACUGCCUCCGCCACAACCACUGCAGCUUCAUGGCCAAGAUCGAGACGGGGCUAUUCUGCAGGAACCCCUACAACGCCACGGGCAUAUGCAACCGGAGCUCCUGCCCGUUCGCCAACAGCCGCUACGCCACCAUCCGGGACCACGACGGUAUUUUCUACUUAUACAUGAAAACUGCGGAAAGAGCCCAUCUGCCAAACAAAUUAUGGGAGAGAGUCAAACUACCCAGGAAUUAUGAGCAAGCAAUGGAAGUCAUCAAAAAACAUCUCGAACAUUGGCCGGAGCUACUUGUGCACAAGAUCAAACAACGCCUGACAAAAAUGACUCAGUAUCGCAUAAGGAUGAGGAGACUUCAACUUAAAGUGAGAGAGAAGAUAAUGACCGUCCCCAGGAGGAAGACUCAGCGCGAUCUCCAAAGAUUAGAGAAAGCUGAAAAGGCUGCUCAACUAGAGAAGAGUAUUGAAAGAGAACUAAUAGAGCGUCUGAGGAAAGGUGUUUAUGGUGGUGAAAUUCAUAAUGUCCCCCUCAAGCAGUUUGAUACUAUCCUUGACAUGGAAAAGGAUGAACUGGCUCCUGAGAUAGAAGAGGAAGAAGAAGGUGAGAUAGAGUAUGUUGAAGGUGCUGAUAUCGAGAUGGAUGAAAUGGAAGACAUGGAAGACUUUGAAGGCUUCGGUGGAGAAGAUGAUGAUGGAGAUGAAGAUGAUGGCCUGGAUGAGCCAUUAACAAAGAUGCCCAAGAGAUCGGGCUUCGAUAUAAGGUCAAAGAUUGGUCGCAAGUCUACGAAAGUAAUCACCGAGGUGGAACAAGACGAAAACAGGAAUAUCAGGCUAAGGAUGCAAAUGUGA